AUGGAUAACAACUUUCUCCUCCUCCUCAAAGCUUUGUUCGUCAUCGCUGCUGCCUUCACGGGAGAGACCUCUGCAGAGAAUUUCUCAAGCGACUUCGAUGUGACCGGUGGGAAGGCUAGCAUGCAGGAUGGCGGGAACCAGCUUCAAUCCCCUCGGCCGACAAACGAUGAGAUGGAUUUCGAGCUGUUAGGGAAUGUGACUGGAGAGCCUUACCUAUUGCACACCAAUGUGUGGACUAAUGGAGUAGGUAACAGAGAGGAGCAAAUCAAUCUGUGGUUUGAUCCUAGAGCCGACUUUCACACUUACAGCUUCGUUUGGAAUCCUCGAAAUAUAAUAUGGUUGGUUGAUGGAACACCAGUUAGAGUAUUCAUGAAUGCACCGCAACAAGGAGUCCCAUACUUGAGCAAACAAUUUUUGAAUGCCUACGCUGCCCUCUGGAACGGUGACGAAUGGGCAACGAGGAGAGGACAGGUCAAGAUUGACUGGAGCAAAGCACCCUUCAUAGGGACCUACCGCGAUUACAAUGCUGACGCGUGUGUGAACUCCGGUGGUGGCUCCCAAUGCUCGCGAAAUCGAGGGCAAUGGUGGGAUAUGACUCUUGAUGAUGCACAACUAGCCAAGCUGAGGUGGGUGAGGAAAAACUACAUGGUCUACGACUACUGUCAGGACACUGCAAAGUACCCACAAGGGUUUCCUCCAGAGUGCUCCAUUAAUGUGUAACAUGUUUAUGACAGUGACUUUGCGAAAGCUAGGCAUGCAACUUGCAUAAGGCAAAGUAAGGAACAAAAUAAAGAAUGUGACAACUAAUAAUCAAUAAAGGAUAAAUGUGA
This is a messenger RNA of Asparagus officinalis (garden asparagus), 830 nucleotides long. Its product is annotated as probable xyloglucan endotransglucosylase/hydrolase protein 25. Gene Ontology annotation, molecular function: hydrolase activity, hydrolyzing O-glycosyl compounds; xyloglucan:xyloglucosyl transferase activity. NCBI's taxonomy places the organism in Eukaryota, Viridiplantae, Streptophyta, Magnoliopsida, Asparagales, Asparagaceae. The transcript is spliced from 3 exons. Bases 1 to 720 code for a protein of 239 amino acids. Gene Ontology annotation, cellular component: cell wall; apoplast. Gene Ontology annotation, biological process: xyloglucan metabolic process; cell wall biogenesis. The record is from RefSeq and is a predicted model, not a curated record.